CCGAGCGACGCAGACUCAGUGCCAAGGGCGAGCGAGGGCCAAGCAGCAUCAGACAGCGGUUUGCGCGAGAGGGGAGCACACACUCGCUCUCCCAGCUGUUGGUUUUCCUCUGAACGUGAAUUUGAGCGACGCUAAUGACUUUCCCGAGGGCGGAGCUCCUGAGGUGGGCGCCGACGGUGCUGCCCUACCUCCUGCUCACCUCGCUCUUCGCGCUCACGCUCGUCUGGUUCUUCAGGAGGCAGCAGAAGAUCGCGCUCAUCGAGAAGAUCCCGGGGCCCAAGGCGCUGCCCCUCCUCGGCAACGCCCUGGAGGUCAACGUGGAGCCGCGAGAAUUGUUUCAAGUUGUCAAAGGAGGCUCAUACAUCUGGAGCUUUCACACCGCUGUCUUCCGCGUCUGGGCUGGACCUUUUCCUCUGGUCCAGCUGUUUAAAUGUGGCGCAGCAGAGGUGAUCCUUAGCAGCCAGAAGCACCUGGACAAAAGUCGUGACUAUACGUUCCUGCAUCCUUGGCUGGGCACGGGCCUUCUCACUUCCACAGGCUCCAAGUGGCACUCCCGCAGGAAGCUCCUGACGCCCGCCUUCCACUUCAAGAUCCUGGAGGACUUCGUGGAGAUCUUCAAUAACCAGAGCAUCAAAAUGGUGAAGCUGUUGGAGAAGAAAGCUGGUGGGGAGUGCUUUGACAUCUUCCCUUACAUCACUCUGUGCACCUUGGACAUCAUAUGCGAGACCGCCAUGGGAUGUAAGAUUGGCGCUCAAGACAACAGCGAAUCAGAUUAUGUAAAGGCUGUGUACCGGAUCGGAGCGCUCGUGCAGCACAGACAGGCUCGUCCCUGGCUGCAGCCAGACAUCCUGUUCAAACUCUCCGGUUACCAGAAGGAGCACGACGCCUGCCUCAAGCUCCUGCACGACUUCUCCUACGAAACCAUCAGGAACCGACGCAAGGAGUACCAGGAGAGCAAGAAGAACAAGGGCCAGGAGGUCACCGAGGACGAAGCAAUGGGCAAAAAGAAACGACUUGCAUUCCUUGACCUGCUGCUGGAGUACUCCGACGGCGUCUCCCGGCUUACCGACGAGGACAUCCGCGAGGAGGUGGACACCUUCAUGUUCGAGGGCCACGACACGACAGCCGCCGCCAUCAACUGGACGCUGUACCUCCUCGGGUGCCAUCCCGAGAUACAGGCCCGCGUGCACGAGGAACUGGACGGCAUCUUCGGAGACUCAGACCGCCCCGUCACUAUGGCCGACCUCAGGGAAAUGAAGCUGACAGAAAACUGCAUCAAGGAGGCCCUUCGCCUGUUCCCUUCCGUGCCCUUCAUCGCCCGAGAGCUCAGAGAGGACGUCGUUAUCAGUGACUACCACAUUCCCUCCGGUACCACUGUCCUCGUGGUGACGUACCGCCUCCACCGCGACCCCGAGCAGUUCCCGAACCCGGAGGUCUUCGACCCGGACCGCUUCCUGCCCGAGAACUGCAAGACGCGGCACCCGUACGCCUACGUCCCCUUCAGCGCCGGCCCCAGGAACUGCAUCGGACAAAAGUUCGCACAGAUGGAGGAGAGGAUCGUGCUGAGCAACGUCCUGCGCCGAUUCCGCGUGGAGAGCACCGUGAGGCGCGAGGACCUGAGGAUCCUCGGGGAGCUGAUCCUGCGCCCCGAGAACGGGAAUCCCCUCAAGCUGUACCCACGAAAGGCCCAGGAAGAAAGUACUGCCAAUAAACCAAUGGGUCCAAACCUGCCUUCUAUAUGGCAUUCCUUUAUGAAAACAUAUAUUACCGAGAUGUAUACAGAUGCUGUAGCAGGUGAAGAUACUAUACCACACUCUAAUUACGAUUAUCUCGAGAGCUACUCAUGUAAGCUUCCACACUGCUACACAAACCGAUUUUCCAGUUUGUGUUCGAAUGAAUCCGAAACUCCGUUAGGUGUUGCCAAUAGAUACAACUUGUUUUCCGGUUCUUGCUUCACAGCUGAAGGCAAAGCACACGAGAGCCACGACGCGCGACCCGCCGUCCAGCCAGUGUCCAACAUCAACGAAAGUCACGGAGCUCAGAAUGUCAGCGCUCGAGUUGCCUUUCGGAGGAGAGGGACGAAGGGCGCGACUCGGCUUGGGACGUUCGGCGCUGCAGUUGCUGCCUCGUCGGGACGCGUUGGGACACAGGCAUCUGAGAUUGCUUUGAAAUCCUUUGUGCCCAUCUUUCUCAAGGUUGUCUCUGCCAUCAUCAGUAUUCCGACCAUUGCAUUACCAUCAUUAUCAUUUUCCGGUCGGUUCUCAAAGUACAAACAUACUGAGUUGCUAAAGCCAUCCAAGAGGAUAUUCACAACCCCGACGGAGUGCGCGAUGGCGGGGCAAGGAAGCGCGUCCUGGGGCCUCGAGUCCCUCCUCAGCCGGUCGCUCUACGCCCUCGCGCCCGUGCUCGCCGCCCUCCUGCUCGGCCAGAUCUACAGGAGGCAACGGAAGAUCUGGCUGAUCGAGCAGCUCCCCGGACCGAAGGGGCUUCCGCUCGUGGGGAACCUCCUGCACAUGUGGGUCGACCACGAGGAACUCUUCCGGCGACUCUGCAAGAUCUGUGACCUCGGCAACGUUGCAAGGUUCUGGGUGGGAAGCAAGCCUUACUGCAUCGUGAGCAGCGCCAGGGCGGUCGAGACGAUUCUCAGCAGCUCGAAACACAUCGACAAGAGCUGGGACUACACGCUCUUCCGACCCUGGCUGGGGGAGGGCCUGGUCACGUCCUCAGGCGUCAAGUGGCACACGCACAGGAAGAUGCUGACGCCCGCAUUCCACUUCAAGAUUCUGGAAGAUUUCGUGGAGGUCUUCACAGCUCAAGCCGAAACACUGGUUGAAAAGCUGAAGACCAAGGCCGACGGACGGCCCUUCGACAUCUACAACGACAUCACGCUGUGUGCAUUGGACAUUAUAUGCGACAGCCAUGGGAAGGAGCAUCAACGCCCAGAGGAACUCGGAGUCGGACAUCGUGAAAGCCAUCCACAAGAUGGCAGGACGCUGAUCCAGUUCCGGCAGUUCCGUCCGUGGCUCCAUUCCGACUUCGCCUUCCGCCUCAGCAGCUACGGCAGGGAGCAAGAGAAGUGCCUGAGGGUGAUCCACGGACUCGCCACGGACACGAUUGAGCUGAGGAGGAAGGCGCGGCGAGAGGAGGAGAAGAGGAGAAGAGAGGAAGAGGGAAAGACGGGGGAUGAUGUCUGUGACGUCCCCGGCCAGAAGCCCCGCCAGGCCUUCCUGGACCUCCUCCUGGAGUACUCCGAGAAGGACCCGACCACCACGGACGAGGACAUACGCGACGAAGUGAACACCUUCAUGUUCGCCGGCCACGACACCACCUCCGCCGCCAUGAACUGGUUCCUGUACGCCAUGGGGAGCCACCCGGACGCCCAGGAGCGCGUCUUCGAGGAGAUCGAGGCCGUGCUGCGCGGGUCGGGCGGGGCGCCGUCCGCGUCCGACCUGCGGGAGAUGAAGUACCUGGAGCUGUGUCUGAAGGAGACGCUGCGGCUCUUCCCCCCGAUUCCUGUGAUCAUUAGAGAGCUGAAGGAAGACGCCGUUAUUAACAACUACAGCAUUCCCGCCGGCACGAGCGUCGUGAUCCACGUGUACCGCCUCCACCACGACCCGGAGCAGUUCCCCGACCCGGAGGCGUUCGACCCGGACCGCUUCCUGCCCCAGAACUCCACCAGGAGACACAGCUACGCCUACGUCCCCUUCAGCGCCGGCCCCAGGAACUGCAUCGGGCAAAAGUUCUCCCUGCUCGAGAUGAAGGCCAUCCUGUGCAGCAUCCUACGCAGGUUCCGCGUGGAGAGCGUCGUCCCUCGGAAGGACCUCAAGCUUCUGGCGGAGUUGAUCCUCCUUCCCAAGGGCGGGAACCUCGUCAGACUGUUCCCCAGGGCUGGAGGAGACGGAGGCCAGCGUGGAGGAGGAGUUAAGAAAAAGGAGAAGGAAAUCACUAUCUCCAUGAGCUUGAGUGCAUGCGCGCGGAAGCUCACUCAGGGAGCCUGUUCGUACGAGUCUAUUCUCACCGACGAGUGUCCGUUGCUGCUCUUGAUGAGGGCUUUACUACAGACGUCCCUAAGUGCACUCAACUGGACGAUGAGGCCAAGUGUGCAACGGGAGGACACAGCUCGCCGUGUGGCACUUGGGGUCCGCGCAACAGCAAUGGAAGCAGCGCAACGGCGAGCAAGGAUACGGACAAGAAAAGAUGUAUUGAACAGAUAUAGUGAUCACGAGUUGAAGAAACGGUUCAGAUUAGAUCGAGAAGGAUUUAUGUAUGCGGCCGACAUGAUCAGAGGAUCACUGCAGCUGAAGGCUGAAUAUAUAAACAAAAAACAAUACUAUCACAGCAUUAAUACCCAGAGAGUGUUUGAUGCAAACUACAAUAUUAUGAAUGUUGUAGCAAAGGCUCAACUCUUCAUCUCUGUUCCAUUUAGCAGUCCUCUUGGGCUUGGGGUCCAAUGUGCCUCGCUCGCUCUCAAUGGCUGGAAGUACCAAGCAGGUGUAAGAACCACACUUGGUACUCCUAGUUCAAAUAUACUGAUAGGGCGACACACGGCAAAUGCCAUUAUCUCGGACCGACCGAGGCCGCGUCCGUUUAUUUUGAUUAAAUGCAAACCAUACCUCAACGAGGUGGCGCAGAUUGGGGAAGGCCUAUAUCCAUCCACGGAUUUCAGAAGGAUGAGAGAUAUGAUGAGAAUUCGAGUCCUAGAGAGCCUGACGACGAUGCAGGAGCUGGAGGAGGAGCGCUCGUGGCUGGCGCUUGGGUCGCCCGGCCUCCCGACCUACGUCCUCCUCACCACGCUCUUGGCGGCCGCGAUGGCCUGGCUCUACAAAAGGCAGCAGAAGGUGUGGCUGGUGGAGCAGAUCCCGGGGCCGAAGGCGCUGCCGCUCAUCGGAAACUCUCUCUUCUUUUGGGGCGGCCCUGAGGUGCUCUUCAAACAACUGUACAAGGUGACCGAGUUCGGCGCCGUGGCGCGCUUCUGGCUGGGCCCGAACCCGUACUGCGUGCUGAGCAGCGCCAAGGCGGUCGAGUCGAUCCUGAGCAGCCAGAGGCACCUGCACAAGAGCUGGGACUACACGCUGCUUCACCCUUGGCUCGGCGAGGGACUCAUCACGUCUGCGGGCUCCAAGUGGCACUCCCGCAGAAAGCUCCUGACGCCCGCCUUCCACUUCAAGAUCCUGGAGGACUUCGUGGACGUCUUCACGUCCCAGACGGACACGCUGGUGAAGCGACUGAGGGCGAAGGCGGACGGGCGGCCCUUCGACGUCUUCCACUGCAUCAUGUGCGCGCUCGACAUCAUAUGCGAGACGGCGAUGGGGCGGCGCGUCAACGCCCAGGAGGAUUCCGAGUCGGAGUUCGUGAAGGCCGUCCACGACCUGUCCUCCCUGAUCCAGUUCCGGCAGUUCCGGCCGUGGCUGCAUCCUGACUUCGUGUUCCGCCGCACCAGCCACGGCAGGAAGCACGACGCCUGCAUCAAGACCAUCCACGGCCUCGCCAAGCAGACGAUCUCCAUGAGGAGGAAGGCGCGGCGGGCGAAGCGCUUCGCCGCGCAGAAGAAGGCCCCGGAAGAGGACUUCGGCCAGAAGACCCGCCAGGCCUUCCUGGACCUCCUCCUGGAAUACUCCGAGAACGACUCGACGAUCACCAACGAAGACAUCUUGGAGGAGGUGAACACGUUCAUGUUCGCCGGCCACGACACCACCACGGCGGCCAUGAACUGGUUCCUGUACGUCAUGGGCACGCACAAGGAGAUCCAGACUCGCGUGCAAGAGGAGCUGGACGCCGUGUUCCAGGGCUCGGACCGGCCGGCGACCAUGGCUGACCUGCGGGAACUGAAAUACCUGGAGCUGUGCCUGAAGGAGUCCCUCAGGGUCUUCCCUCCCGUCCCCAUGAUCAUCAGGGAGGUCAAGGAGGAGAUUCAGAUCAACAACUACCGCAUCCCCGCCGGCACGUCCGUCGUGAUCCACGUGUACCGCCUCCACCGCGACCCCGAGCAGUUCCCGAACCCGGAGGUGUUCGACCCGGACCGCUUCCUGCCCGAGAACUGCAACAAACGCCAUCCCUACGCCUACGUCCCCUUCAGCGCAGGGCCCAGGAACUGCAUCGGCCAGAAAUUCGCGCAGUUGGAGAUGAAGGUCGUCCUGAGUUCCAUCCUGAGGAACUUCCGUGUGGAGAGUGACAUUCCGUGGGAGGAGAUGAGGGUCCACGGGGAGCUCAUCCUGCGCCCGAAGGAGGGGAAUCCCCUAAAGCUUCAUCCCAGGAAAUAG
Molecule: messenger RNA, 6260 nt
Organism: Penaeus vannamei (Pacific white shrimp)
Lineage: Eukaryota; Metazoa; Arthropoda; Malacostraca; Decapoda; Penaeidae
Source: RefSeq, a predicted model, not a curated record